Molecule: messenger RNA, 1950 nt
Organism: Lytechinus pictus (painted urchin)
Lineage: Eukaryota; Metazoa; Echinodermata; Echinoidea; Temnopleuroida; Toxopneustidae
Exons: 1
Coding region: 1-1950 (649 amino acids)
Molecular function (GO): zinc ion binding; nucleic acid binding
Source: RefSeq, a predicted model, not a curated record
AUGAGUGUUAAACCUGAGGACACUGUUAACCAACAAGUCUCUGUUGAACUUGAGGAGGAUUCUGUUAGACCUGAAGACUCAGCCAGUCAGUGUAAUGGAUCUGCAGUCAGCUCCAUGUCAGGUUCUCGACUAUGGGCAAAGGCUAUGGCCAAAAGAGCAGCCUUGAAGGCGGAAGCUGAACGUCUUAAGCAGCAGCAGGAGUUGGAACUCGAGCAGUUAAGGUUGCAGCAGAAAAGGAGAGAAUUGGACUUGCAGACUAAAAUUGAAAUUGCUCAAGCUGAAGAGCAGAUCUUCAGUCUCUUUGAUGAGGAAAGGUCUUCUAAAGUGAGUCGUCAUCCAUCGCAUGCUAGUAAGCAGGAAAAGAAAGGUUCCUUACAGGACAGUCUCCAGUUGGAACAGAAAACUCAAGAUGAAACUCUUCUAUAUCCUCUAGAUGACAAGCAGACAUCCUUUCAGGGAUCUUAUGGAGUGUUGCCUGCCCCAAAUCAGCAGUUGUUGGAAGCAAUCAGUCUGCAAAAUGUAGAACUCAUGAAAUUUGAUGGAAGUCUGGUAGGAAGGACGUCCCUGGAUGACAGCUCCAAGCUUCUGAAGUUAUUCAGUUGUUGCCAAGGUGAAACAAGAUCCAUUAUUCAGUCGUGUAUGGUCAUGGACUCUGCAGUAGCCUACAAGAAAGCCAGAAGCAUCCUGGAAGAACGAUAUGGCAACAAGUUCAAGAGAGGAGAUGCUUGGACAAAGAAAGUCAUUAAUGGGCCAACAUUGCAGCCAAGUGACAAGAAAGGACUGCAGAAGUUCGCAGAUGAGCUGCAGGUUUGCUGCGAGACUCUACAGGCGGUGGACAUGGUUGCAGAGAUAAGUUCGCAACAACACCUUGUAAAGAUUGUAGAGAGACUGCCUUACUAUCUGAGAGCCAGGUGGCUCAAGGUCGUCAAAGAUGUCCGUCACCAAGGUAGAUCUCCCAAGUUGAAAGAUGUGGUACGCUUUGUGACUGACGCAGCCUGUGAAAUCAAUGAUCCAGUCUAUGGAGAGCUGUUUGGAGACAAGAAGAAGCAGCCUCAAGGAUCAAAACAGUCACUUGGGAAAAGAUCAUCUCAAGCAGCUGGGGUCAACUUUGCUGGAUCAGAGAAGAAGAAGGAAGUGGACUGUGCUCUUUGUGACAAGGGACAUGGCAUCUUUUCUUGUAACCUGUUUAAGGACAUGAAACCUGAAGAACGUCUGCAAAUGGCGAAGGAUAAGCAUUUAUGCUUUAAUUGUCUCAAGCCAGGACACAGUUCAAGUAAAUGUUUCCUAAAUAGAACCUGCUCUGUGAAAGGAUGUAAUAGGAAACAUAGUAGGUUUCUGCAUCUUAAGAGGAAGGACGAUUCACAGAAGACAGAUGUUCUGAAGGAUACAAGACAGCAGUCAUCCAGUUCCAGUGAGACUGAUGGGACCACAGCAUCAUCAUCUCAGAAUGGGUUCGUCGAGACUGCUAACAGCACCUUUGGUAAUGCCACGGGGGCCGGUAAAAGAUGUGUCCUGCUCAUUGUGCCUGUUCGAGUCCAAGCAGCAUCUGGUGGUAAAGCAUUGAGAACAUUUGCUUUGUUGGAUACAGGAUCCACGAACUCCUUCUGUACCAAGAGCCUGGCGGAGAAGUUGAAUGCCAAAGGUCAGACACAGAGGCUAUCGUUGACCACCAUCGACAAUGAACAGACAUUGGAAACCAAGGUAGUGGAUCUGGUGGUUGACACUGGCCCAAUGUCUGAAGCAGUUAGGAUAGAAAAUGUAUUCACUAAGGAGAGGAUAAACAUCAGGAGUGAUCACAUGGCAUCAGUAGGAGAGAUUUCUGGUUGGCCUCAUCAACAAGAUAUUAAUUUGACAAUUGCAAGAGGGCAAGAGAUCGGUCUGUUGAUUGGUCAAGAUGCACCUGAGGCCCUCAUUCCUCUGGAGGUGAGAAAGGCAGAGACUGGACCAUAG